Messenger RNA from Mytilus trossulus (common blue mussel), 1316 nucleotides. RefSeq lists its product as uncharacterized. The record is from RefSeq and is a predicted model, not a curated record. Gene Ontology annotation, biological process: D-serine biosynthetic process. The transcript has 9 exons. Bases 104 to 1093 code for a protein of 329 amino acids. Gene Ontology annotation, molecular function: threonine racemase activity; pyridoxal phosphate binding; serine racemase activity. Lineage: Eukaryota; Metazoa; Mollusca; Bivalvia; Mytilida; Mytilidae.
AACGUCUAAUAAAAGUGCACCCUAAGGAAAGAUAACUCCACUUAAGUAAACAGAUACUUUUGACAGGUAGAAAUAUUGCACCUGUGAACACCUGUUACACAAAAUGGCAUCAGCAAUCAGGACAACGAUAACAGACAUUAGAAAAGCACAUGAACGGUUGAAACCAUACAUCCACCAUACUCCAGUGUUCACAAGUUCAACUUUUGACAAGUUAAUAGGCAGAAAAGCAUUUUUUAAAGCUGAAAACUUACAGAAAACUGGAUCUUUUAAAGCUAGAGGUGCAUUAAAUUCUGUGUUACUAUUGAAAGAAAAGAAUCCAGCAUUACCUGGUGUUGUAACCCACAGCAGUGGUAAUCAUGGACAAGGCUUAGCCUGGGCAGCUAAGACGGCUGGUGUGAAAUGUUGUGUUGUUAUUCCUAACAAUGCACCCAAGUCAAAAGCUGAUGCAAUAAAGGGUUAUGGUGCUGAAUUGGUAUGGUGUGAACCCACUCCAAAGGACAGGGAGGAAACAUGUGCCAGAAUGGCCAAAGAGAAAGGAUUAGAAAUUGUGCCACCAUAUGACCAUUAUAAUGUGAUUGCAGGACAGGGCACUCUGGCUUUAGAACUAAUGGAGCAGGUACCAGAACUCGAUGCUAUACUGGUACCUAUAAGUGGUGGUGGAAUGAUUUCUGGGAUAGCUAUAGCUGCUAAAAGUGUUAAAGAUGAUGUUAAAGUGUUUGCAGUAGAGCCUGAAGGAAAGAUGGUUGAAUCAUGUCUGAAAGAGGGUAAAAGACUUUGGCCUAAUCCACCUAGAUUUUUAAGCACAAUAGCAGAUGGUAUUAGACUACAACAGUUGGGUCACCUGACCUUCCCUAUAAUGUUAGAUCUUGUGGAGAAAGAUGUGUUCACAAUUAAAGAUGAAGACAUGAUAGAAGGAAUGAAGUUCUCUUUCCAGCAUAUGAAGUUGGUAAUAGAAGCAGCUUCAGGGGCAGCAGUAGCAGCAGCAAUGUCAGACAAACUGCGGAACAUGGACCCUAGUAUAAAGAAUAUAGGUGUUAUUUUGUGUGGUGGUAAUGUAGACAUCCACCAACUACCAUGGUACAAUAAAAGUUAAAGAUGUGUUGCCGAGGUACUGUCAAAGAUACACGAUUAUUGGAUAGACCACAUGUAUUGAAAUCCAUUUCAUGUUAUAUACUGUUAUUAGCCAAGAUAUACUAUUACAGCAUUUAUUUUAUGAGAAUUUACAUAUUUUAUGUUAAAGAAUAAUGUUAUUUUGAAGAUAAUCUUUAUAUUGAUUUUAUAUGCUGUUAUUAGCCAAGAUAUAUCAUUUCAGUAUU